UCUAUAGAUGCACACUCGAUUAUUGGUUAGACGCUAUGGUUCGUUCCCACCGCCAUCUUUGCCUUCCUAACUCAUUAAUUUAAGGCAGUUUGUUGGUUUCACUUCAAACUUUCGUCGUUCUCUUCCGAUGUGGGAUCAACUUUCUUCUUUUCUUGCUGUUCUUGUCUUCCAUUGACGUUGUGCUUUCCCAAAUUCCACCCACAAAACUAAUGAACCAACAAAAUCAAUGGAGACACAACAGUCAUGCAAGUUGAGAUUUUCCUUCAAAAAUGCAACCAUUGUUUUGUGUUUGUUCAAUUUGGUCACUGCCCUUUUCUUGCUUCAGGGCUUUUUUUCUUCUCCCAGAUCUCCUCCUAACCAUCCCAAUUCAGUUCAGCUUAGGUGUAUGAAGGAAUCUGAGGAGAUUCGGAGAGCUAUGCAACCAUUGGAGCUGAUCCGAAGAGUGAGGGAAAUUGAGCAAGAAUUGUAUGCAGAACCGGAGACAGUUCAACAAACAGUGACGAAGCAGACUGCUGCAGUCGAUCUAUCUAAUAGGUUAACCACUCUCCGCGAUUUUUCUGAUCCAGCUAGCCAAAAAGCAUUAGAAGAAUGGCGAAAGCGAAAGAUGGAACGUGCCAGAAAACGAGAAUUGGGAAGAAAUGCAACAGCUGCCUCUUAAGCGUUGAAUUCUUGAUCGAUGAUGUACAAAAAUCAGAUGUUAAUCUUGUAAUUUCUAUUCUUGUUCGUGCGAUCUUCAUGUGAAUCUAUGUACAUCGGUAGCUGAUAAGCCCUUGCCCUUGGUAUGAUUACCCGGGUUGAGGACCGAGAUCAUGCCCAAUUGAGGAAAAUGAGUUGUGUUAGAAAUGUAAAUUUGUUACAAGUUUAUGUACAUCAUGUUUCCUGAGUGAUACGAUUGAUUUACGAACGAUCUUUUAAGAGUUAGCAAUGUAGCAUCAAGGUUGUGUUUGAUAACAAGUGUUUCAUUUCAAACUAUAGUUAAUUAUUUUUCUUUAAAGAUGGUGAAAUUAGCUUCAAUUCAAAUUU
Amaranthus tricolor (Joseph's coat) is the source of this 1023-nucleotide messenger RNA. RefSeq lists its product as uncharacterized. The transcript has 4 exons. NCBI's taxonomy places the organism in Eukaryota, Viridiplantae, Streptophyta, Magnoliopsida, Caryophyllales, Amaranthaceae. The record is from RefSeq and is a predicted model, not a curated record. The coding region runs from base 227 to 658 and encodes 143 amino acids.